Messenger RNA from Xyrauchen texanus (razorback sucker), 824 nucleotides. Its product is annotated as C-C motif chemokine 21-like. The coding region runs from base 21 to 293 and encodes 90 amino acids. Gene Ontology annotation, molecular function: CCR chemokine receptor binding; chemokine activity. The transcript has 3 exons. NCBI's taxonomy places the organism in Eukaryota, Metazoa, Chordata, Actinopteri, Cypriniformes, Catostomidae. The record is from RefSeq and is a predicted model, not a curated record. Gene Ontology annotation, cellular component: extracellular region. Gene Ontology annotation, biological process: cellular response to type II interferon; cellular response to interleukin-1; lymphocyte chemotaxis.
UAAAAAGGCAACCUUCAGCCAUGAAGUUUCAAAUUCUGUGCUUUCUCCUGCUGUUGGCUUGCAUGUAUCCAAGUUUGGCACAAGGUUCCUAUGAAAAUUGCUGUUUGAAAUAUGGAAGAAUAAGGAAGUCCUACAAAAAUCAUAUUGAGAGAUACAGACUGCAGGAAACAGAUGGAGGAUGUAACAUUCGCGCUAUUGUAUUCAAGAUGAAACAGAAAACAUUCUGUGCUGAUCCUAAAGAACACUGGGUACAACAACUGAUCAAACAAAUCAAUGAGAAAAACAAUGUGUAGGGAGUGCAUUUCAGAGACAGCUUUGUCAUUGACCCAAUUUUGUGUAGAGCUAAAUGAUCACGCCACUACAGACUGAACUGUUGUAUUUUGAAUACAAAAGAACAGUAGUAUAUGACAGCAGCAUUGUAACAGGGUUAUGUCGCUUAUUCCACUAUCGAUUCUGCUGAUUCAUAAUUUCUCUAUCAGACUAUGAGUUAUUAUCUUCAUGUAGAGGUUCAUAAUGAACUGUAUUGUAUGGUUCGCUUGUCUUCUGUUCAGUAUAUAAGAGCAACGCGAAUGUAUUAACUGUGAAUGUUUGUUCUAUGUGUCUCCUUGUUCCACCACGGAUGGGUGCAUGGUCUCUCUUUUUAUUAAUAUUUUUUUUCUUUUUUGACUUUUCAUUCAAAUAUAACCUGUGAACCACAAAGCCUACAUAUGUAAAAGUGUGUGUGUGUGUUUGAGUGUGUGUGGGUAUGAGUGAUGUACAUACAUCUAUGCAUUUAAUUAAUCUGUUUUACUAUAAUAAAGUGCCGCAAUGGUACAUAUAAAUUG